AUGAUUUUAGUUUGUAUUAUGGAAAAACAAAAUAUUCAACAAAAUGUUGGUGUUGUAGGAUUAGAAGAAGGUAAAUCUUACUUUAAUUCAUUUACACUUAUUAAUAAUAAAUCAACAGAUGUAGACGAAUUAAUUCAGAAAAGUAUAGAUGGUAUUGAAGGAGGAAUAGAAGCAUAUCGUGAAAAUGGAAGUGGUUGGUAUUUUAAAGAAGUGGAAAAACUUGAAAUUCAUACGGUUGAAUAUAAUCCAACAAAGGGAUCAUCUUACAUUUCUCUUCCAAAUUGGAUAUCAAAUAAAAAAGCAAUUGUUAAUAUUAAAAACAAAGAUGAGAAAUGCUUUCUUUGGUGUAUACUUAGAUAUCUUCAUCCAAAAAAAGAUAAUGAUAGUGGAUUGUUAGAUUUAAAGAAGUAUGAAUUUUCACUUAACACUAAAGGUAUUACUUUUCGUAUGAAAUUAAAAGACAUCACCAAAUUUGAAAAACUUAAUCCAGAACUUCCAGGAAUUAAUGUUUUUUCAAAUGAUGGUAUGAUUAUUUAUCCUUUGAGAAUGGCAAAUAGAGAUUGUUUAAAUACUAUUGAUUUAUUUUUGUACGAAGAAGAUGGUUUUUCUCAUUAUUCACUAAUUAAAGAUUUUAAUCGUUUGAUAAAGUCACAAAAAACUGCAAGUAAGAAUGGUAAAAUAUUUAUUUGUAAAAAGUGUUUUACUCAUUUCACUAAAGAAGAAUUAUUAGAAAAACAUAUCAAAUAUUGUUCUAACAAUGAAACAGCUUGUGUAAAAAUGCCUGAACCAAACACAAUGUUAUAUUUCAAAAAUUACUAUAAACAACUUCCUAUUCCUUUUGUAGUUUAUGCAGAUUUUGAAUGCUUUACCAAACCAAUGAAUACUUGCAGUCCUAAUCCAAAAGAAUCUUAUAAUUACAACUACCAAAAGCAUGAACCAUCAGGAUUUUGUUUUUAUGUUAAAGGAAUAGUUGAUAAAAAAAUUAAACCGAUAAUUUAUACAAAAACAAAAGAAGAUUAAGAUAUAUCAAAAGUAUUUGUAAAAAAACUUACAGAAGUAACUAAAGGUAUUUAUAACGAUUUUUAUCGUAGACCAAAACCUCUUAGACUAACUCGAGCCGAACAAAAACUAUUUGAUGAAGCAGAAAUUUGCCAUAUUUGUAAUAAAGAAUUAAAAGAAGAUAAAGUUAGAGAUCAUUGUCAUUUUACCGGUCAGUACCGUGGUGCAGCUCGUAACAGUUGUAAUUUGCAGUGCCGAAAACCAUUAGUUCUUCCAGUUAUAUUUCAUAAUCUUCAAGGAUAUGAUGCUCAUUUGUUUAUAAAACAACUUGCUAGAUUACCAGGUAAUUUGAACUGUAUUCCAUCUACGGAAGAAAAAUAUAUUUCGUUUUCAAAAAGUAUUAAAGUUGAUGAGUAUAUGUCUAAUAAAACUGGUCAAAUGGUUCCAAUAAAUUUUGAAAUACGAUUUUUGGAUUCAUUCAAGUUUCUUCAAACAUCACUUGCCAAUCUUGUUUCAAAUUUACAACCAGAUGAUUUUCAUAAUACAAAACAAGUAUUUAAGAAAAAUGUAAAUCUACUAACUCGUAAGGGAGUUUAUCCCUAUGACUAUGUUUCAUCACUUGAAAAACUAUCCGAAACACAAUUACCCCCAAGAGAAGAAUUCUAUUCAAAACUAAAUGAUGAAGAAAUAAGUGAUGAUGAUUACCAACAUGCUAUUAAUGUAUGGAAUACCUUUGAAUGUAAAACAAUAAGAGAUUAUCAUAAUCUUUACCUAAAGUCUGAUGUCCUUCUUCUGUCAGAUGUAUUUGAAAACUUUAGAAAAACUUGCCUAAAACAUUACAAACUAGAUCCAGCUCAUUAUUUCACAUCUCCUGGUCUAGCUUGGGAUGCAUGUCUCAAAGAAACAGGUCAGGAAUUACAGUUACUACAUGAUUAUGAUAUGUUAAUGAUGUUUGAGCGAGGUAUUCGUGGUGGAAUAACACACAUAUCAAAAAGAUAUGCAGAGGCGAAUAAUAAAUACAUGAAAGAUUAUAAUCCUGAUGAGGAGUCUAGUUAUAUUCAAUAUUUGGAUGCAAACAAUCUUUACAGUUGGGCAAUGUCUCAACAACUUCCUACACAUGGAUUUAAAUGGAUGAAAGAUAUAACAAAAGAAAAGGUAAUGGAAAUUUUAGAGAAAGCAAAUCAUAGUAUGUUUAAUCGUGGAAAAAAAGGCUAUAUAUUUGAAGUUGAUUUGGAAUACCCUUCCAACUUAUGGGAAGAUCAUAAUGACUAUCCUCUAGCACCUGAGAAGAUGAUUGUUAAUGGUGUUGAAAAACUAAUUAGUCAUUUUAAACUAAGAAAAAACUAUGUUGUACAUUAUCAGAAUCUUAGACAAUAUCUUGAGAUGGGAAUGAGAAUAACUGCUGUUCAUAGAGGAAUAUCAUUCUAUCAAAGUUCUUGGAUGGAACCAUAUAUAAGAAAAAAUACAGAACUUCGAAAGACAGCAGCCAACAGUUUUGAGAAAGACUUUUUCAAACUAAUGAAUAAUUCAGUAUUUGGAAAAACAAUAGAAAAUAUAAGGAAAAGACAAAAUAUAGAACUUAUUGAUAAUCGUAAAAAAGCUGCAAAACUAUCAAGUAGACCAAACUUUGAUAGAGCAACAAUAUUUGAUAAUCAUCUUAUUGCGGUCCAUAUGAAGAAGACUGAAGUUUAUUUUAACAAACCAGUAUAUGUUGGUCAAGCAAUUCUAGAUUUAUCAAAAACAUUAAUGUUUGAUUUUCAUUAUAACUACAUCAAAAAUAAAUAUGGAAACAAGGCUGAGUUAUUGUUUACAGAUACCGACUCGUUGAUGUACCAGAUUAAAACAGAUGAUUUUUAUAAAGAUAUAUCAAAUGACAUAAUAACCAAGUUUGACACGUCUGAUUAUCCUCCUAAUCAUAAAUCUGGAAUACUAACAGGAGUUAACAAAAAAGUGAUAGGGAUGUUUAAAGAUGAAGUAGCAGGAAAACAAAUUACUUGUUUUGUUGGAUUGAAACCCAAACUUUACAGUUUUAGAAUUGAAGAAGAUAAAGAAGUACGUAAAUGUAAAGGAAUAAAGAAAAAUGUUGUAAAAAAGAAAUUAGAUUUUGAUGACUAUGUUCAAUGUUUAUUUUUGGGAAGAAAAGAAAUGAGAAAGAUGAAAAUAAUAAGAAGUGAAAAUCAUGAUAUAUAUUCAAAAGAAGUUAACAAAGUAGCUCUAAGUAAUGAAGACGAUAAACGCGAAGUCCUCUUAGGAAAAGUAAAAACGAUAGUUUUAAGGUAA
Porites lobata is the source of this 3279-nucleotide messenger RNA. Lineage: Eukaryota; Metazoa; Cnidaria; Anthozoa; Scleractinia; Poritidae. The record is from the annotation of a GenBank genome assembly.